Molecule: messenger RNA, 690 nt
Organism: Zasmidium cellare ATCC 36951
Lineage: Eukaryota; Fungi; Ascomycota; Dothideomycetes; Mycosphaerellales; Mycosphaerellaceae
Exons: 1
Coding region: 1-690 (229 amino acids)
Molecular function (GO): protein binding
Source: RefSeq, a predicted model, not a curated record
AUGACGACCGCCGACCGCAUCUCGAGUCUUCCCGUAGAGCUCCUCGAAAGCAUCCUCCUGCACGUAGACAACAACACAUUACUACUCAGCCAGCGAGUUAACACACGCUUCCAUGACACAAUCCCGGGCUCCGUCAGGCUGCAAGAGAAGCUCUUCUUCCGUCAGCCACUUCACAGCUCUGGCGUAACUAUUAGCAACUUCCGCGAAAACUUCAACCCUCUCCUGCCGUGGGAGACCAUCGUGACUCGCCCGCUCUACCCAAUUCCACAGCCUCCUGAGUGUUUACCAGCCGAGGUCUUCGGAUUCGGAAUGGACGUCGGGCUGACUGACGUUUUCGUCGAAGGGACUUCUUUCGGAAACUCCAUUUGGGUCAUCGCGGUUGACUUUACCGGCGAGACGUGCUGGGCGGGCCUUGAGAGCUGGCGGCGUAUGUUCUUAAUGCGGGACGCAGUGCCUGGGCUUGGUGUGCUCGUGCAAUGGAUGGGCAGGGACGUGAAGGGGAAUUUGGAUGGGGGUGAGGAGACGGAGGAAGAGGCUACUGGGCUCCUGAUGCUAGACAAUCCGGAAUGGCAUAGGAGCGGAACUCGGAUGGCUACAAUGGGCAAAGUCUUCGAUGAUGCGAAGAAGUUGGCAGUUCGCAAAGGUUUCGUGGACGGCGACGAUUUGGUGGAACCUCAUCAAGAAUCAUGA